AUGAAUGCACAACCAGGUGGAUUAUUCGGUCAUCAGCAUGAACCCGAACGUCUUGCGGGUGCCAUUUCUCACAUCGAAAAUAAAGCGCUCGAUGUAAAAACGAAUAUUGAGCAGCUCUUAUUUAUGCUUGAUCUGCAGGAAGAAGUGGAAUGGCCUGAUAUGUUGGACAAAUUUUCAUCACUUGCCAGUGCAAUGACUCAGUUACAAUUUAUAUUAAAGAAGUCAGCACUGCCAUCAGGAUUCGAAGAUUUUGGGUUUUUUUUGAGAACUCAUGUGCUGGUACCUCAUUGCCUUUCAAAUGAUAUAGAUCCUAAUCUUCAGCAAGCCACUUCAAAUCGUAUUCACUGCUGGAAUCAUGAUGCUGCUCCAGAUUAUUUGCGCACAAAAUUAACUCCUGAAGUGGAAGCCGACGAAUCACAUAUUGAUAAUGAGAAGAAUACGCGAACUUUUGAUCAGGUAAAUAAGCAAAUAUUGGCAAUGAACAAGCAUAUUGAGACGUUGUUGACAUCUAUGGCUGAGAAUGCCCGUAGUCAGGCAGAAAUACAGCAAGACAUACCGACUUAUAACAGUCAGGAUACUCAGAAGUUGGUGAGAGCUAUUGUGAAUGGUGAAGGACUACGUCCAUCAAAAACUCUUGUCUCAGCAGAAGGUAGCCUUACAGGAGGCUCUGUCAGUGGAUCACAUGGAGCUGUCCGACCACCAGGAUGUAUAGCGUCUCCACAAAGACGAUAA
Messenger RNA from Brugia malayi, 732 nucleotides. RefSeq lists its product as uncharacterized. Gene Ontology annotation, cellular component: core mediator complex; mediator complex. Gene Ontology annotation, biological process: regulation of transcription by RNA polymerase II. NCBI's taxonomy places the organism in Eukaryota, Metazoa, Nematoda, Chromadorea, Rhabditida, Onchocercidae. Bases 1 to 732 code for a protein of 243 amino acids. The transcript is spliced from 4 exons. Gene Ontology annotation, molecular function: transcription coregulator activity; RNA polymerase II cis-regulatory region sequence-specific DNA binding. The record is from RefSeq and is a predicted model, not a curated record.